Molecule: messenger RNA, 3591 nt
Organism: Fusarium sp. VM40
Lineage: Eukaryota; Fungi; Ascomycota; Sordariomycetes; Hypocreales; Nectriaceae
Source: the annotation of a GenBank genome assembly
AUGGACGGCGACGAGCCCACGCAAGCGACGCAGAAUGUCCUCGAUCCGCGCCGCGUAGGAAAGCAGAACUCGGGCUUUUCAGACGAAGACAUCUCCGACAUAAUAUGCGUUCUCUACCCACACUCCGAUUCCGCCCGCAUCGAGCUGGAACGUCUAGAGUCCGAACACUCCCCUCAUAUCAUUGGGAAGGAUGAAGCCGACGGCGUCGAACCCGAUUAUGCCUUGGAAGACCAAGCCGGCCGUUUUCUUGCCAACCCGUCCAGCAACGGCAGUCAUGCCAUUAUUCUUCGUUUGUCGUCGCAACUCAAGAAUCCGUCCGCCGGUUUUGUCUUUGGCCGCAACCCGAUGAGAUGCGAUGUUGUAUUUGUCAAUGACCCCUUCAAGAGAGUCAGCAACAUUCACUUCCGAAUCUACGUCAACGAAUACGGCACAGUAAUGAUCGAGGAUCAGUCAACCAACGGUACCAUAGUAGACGACAACGUUCUGACAUUCAAUCCGCUAGCCAAGGGAAGAAGCGACCCGCCUAUCAUGAGAUAUGUUCUUAGUUCCGGCUCGAUCAUCAAGGUCUACCUACAUCAUGAGGCCAGAGAUUUGACGUUCCGUGUCCGUAUACCAAGGCGCGACAACGAGUACGAUCAAGCAUAUACCGACAAAGUUGAAGAUUUCUUCACUCGCCACAAACUUAGACGCUUAAAUGAGACCAUAACCGCUGGGCCUAAUGGCCACGUUAAUCUUUUCAAAGAUCCUCAGACUCCGUUCAAGAGAGAGGAGACACGCGAGAUCACUCAGCCUAACUCGCGGACAUCUCAGAAGAGGAGAGAAGCCAAUCGAGAAUGGACAGGCUCCGGAAAGUACAACAGAAUCGGAUCGAUCGGGAAGGGUGCCUUUGCGGUUGUUCACAGGGUCACUUCCAAGUACGACGGUUUGCCAUAUGCCGCGAAAGAGAUCGAGAAACGUCGAUUCAUAAAAAAUGGUGUGCUGGAUCAAAAGGUUGAAAACGAAAUGAAAAUCAUGAAGCGAGUUGAACAUCGCCACAUCGUUCGCUAUAUGGAGCACUUUGAGUGGGAUGACCGAUUGCUUAUCAUCAUUAUGGAGUUCGUCCCUGGCGGGGAUCUGGGCAAACUCAUCUCCGACCAGAAGGCAUUGAGAGAGGAUGUUGUCCGAACCAUGUCAGGGCAGCUUCUGAGUGCAUUGGGAUACCUUCACGCCAACAAUAUCACCCAUCGCGAUGUCAAGCCAGACAACAUCCUCAUCAACUCUCUCAACCCAAUUGACCUCAAACUUACCGACUUUGGCCUGUCAAAAAUGGUCGAUAGUGAACAGACCUUCUUGCGAACAUUCUGUGGCACCUUGCUCUACUGCGCGCCUGAGGUAUACACAGAAUACUCUGAGUAUGAUGAUGAUGGCGUGCGUAGUCGGGGUAAGAAGAUGAGGCGCCCCCCAGGUCAGAGAUACAGCCAUGCUGUUGAUAUUUGGUCUUUGGGUGGUGUCUUGUUUUAUGCACUGACUGCGUCACCUCCUUAUCCCGUUAAGAGCGGCAUCAGUUAUUCCGAGCUGUUACACAAAAUCAUGACUACCCGAUUGAACAUUUCGCCCUUACAACGAAAUGACGUGUCAGAGCAAGCUAUCGACUUCCUUUGCAGAAUGCUUCAAAGACGCCCAGAAAACCGAGCGACAGUGACAGAACUUGAAGGUCACCCGUGGGCUACCGGUGUUGAGUCGAUAAUUAGCGCCUCGCAAUCCUUCGACGAAAUCUCUGAUGACGAUAUGUUUGACAAUUUUUCUCAACUUCAGGCCCGCCACUACGAAGAAGACAAAGUCAGUGACUCUGCGGACGAAGAUUCGGACGAAGAGAAAAUACCAGCGUCGCCAGAAACAAACCAACCUAGACUCUUUGGAGAAGUUGGCGCCUCCGCGAUUGGCAGCUCGGGAGUGAUCCCAGAAGACUUCCUCAACCUCGAAGCUAGCCAUCCUAGCGCAAAUGGGACUGACAUACCCAACAAGGAUGAAGAUGAGGCUUAUCAAUCAGAGGACAACUCGACACCCAGAAACAGAAACCGUCGAACAUACCGUCAAACGAACAUAUCCAUGGCCCAAAACCAGUCUGAAGACCAGUUACAGAGUCUGGUGGAAAACGUGGCAUCACAAAGCCUGGGGGGCAAUGAACAUAGCAUACAGAAGUUUGAGAUGUCGAACUAUUCUUUGCAGUCGGCAGACUUCAAUUCCAGUAAACGAAAGCCUUCCUCUUACGAUACUAGCGACGAGUAUGAAGAAAACACGCCGACGGGAAAGCCUACUAUGAAGAGACUCAAGUCGGAGGGUAACAUUGAAGAGUUGACGAAUGAUGUGGUCGAGGAAUACAAAUUGCUGGCCCAGGUCCCUGCAAUUGGGAAACAGGCAUCAGGACGUCAAAUUGACCGUCCCUACAACAAGCAAUGUUUCUGGGAGCAAGACAAGAAGACCUGGCACCUCAAUUAUCCAGAACUGACCCGCAAUCAACACAAAGCCUUCGUGAAGGGCGCCGAAACAAGGGGCGAGAAAUUUGAACCUGGGAAGACUGCACUGUGGGAUGUGGCAAUGAAAUACUUCCCUCCAGUUUCCAAAGCUGGGGCUCAAAUCACCGAAACUCGACGAGGCUCGCGAACGCCCCAAACUCUGGUUGAUGAAGUCAUAGAAUUUCCCCCUACUGCGGCACCACUUGAUGAUUCACAAAUACCCGACACACUCCCGACGCAUACACAGAUUAUUGUCCCUAUUCGUAAGGACGAAACGAACAAGACGUCCUAUAGUAUGUUUGAAUCCCAUUCAGACUCAUGCAUCUCUGAUAUCACCAUUCCCGUUGCCGACACCUUGGUCUCAUUUGGCCGCGGUCCUUCAAAUACCCAGGUAUAUGGCGACGUGUAUGAAUCUCGAGUGCCCAAGUAUGCCUUCAAGCUAUUACUCUGGAAAGACGAUGAUGCUUUCGACCCUUCCAAGGAUCCUUCGAAAGUGCCUCCCCCCUGGCUUCGAACUAUUGGGGAUCCAAACGAGUACGGGUUUUACAUCUCAACAAAAGCAUCAGUCGGUAUCAGUAUAAACGGAUAUCAGCUUCCUUCUUCCGAUGCUAAGAACCACAGCGGGCCUGCUCACCAUUGGACCCGUAUCCACAAUGGCGACACAGUAGUCAUCUGGGGUUUCGGCGACAAAAAGGGCAACCCAACAAAACUUACCUUCCAAUGUUUCUGGGGUGCCUCUGCUCAGGCGCGUGGAGAGAACAAAGCAUUGCAGCUUGCGCCUCCGUCAUUGGCCCAGAAGUUGGACGCUGCCUGCCAAAAGACAGAGAGGCGGAUGAAGGAGGCUACCGAAAAGAAGAAGAGAGAAGAGGCCAUCGAUGCUGAAUUGAAGGAACGUGCAGAGAACAUCGAUAGAGAACGUGAACGAAGCCGUGCUUUUGAGAUGAAGAGACAAGAAGCUAUCGCAUACCUUGGCUCGAAACAAACCACACUAUCGCGCAUGGCUUCACCCGCAAGUGUGCCCCCAACAAGCCAUUAUUUGGGAGUACAUAUGGCCCGUUUAAGCCCCGACAAGGAAAACACUUUCUCAGUUCAGUAA